UCUUGUUUGUGGCUGUAGAUACACAAGCAGCUUCUAUAGUGUGUGACUCACACAUGUAUACAUACCAUAGCAUCUCAUUCUCAGCAGAUCAUGCAAACCAGACGUGCUAUCAACAAUAUGGUGGUCGGCCAUUGUCUACAGACGGGCAGCAACUCAGCUGUGCCUCAAAACUGCUGAACACAUCGCAAGUCUUGCAUGACAACAACGUCAGCUACAUACCGGUAUACACCAACGCCACUAAUGGGUCUCAUUGCACUACCUACCGACCAUCUACUAACACAACACAUCAAGACUCCUGCACCGCGGCACGUCCCACAAUCUGCGUAUCCUGGUACUGCAAUAGCAUUUACAACUUGUUGGCGGUACCUGGUGAAGACCGGUGUGUGUGUAGACCCGGUUAUUUUAUCAGCACACCCGCACACAGCUGUGAAUCCAUCGUCGACAAGCUAAAUAUGUACGUUACUGGCGAAGGGUUUGGGAGUUCAAACGUCACUGUUUUCAGCUUGAUUGAUUCAGAGUGGAGGGUGCACCGUGUGUUCACACAGAAUACACUUUACCUGCUGGCUAAUCUGUCUUUACCAGAAGGGAAAUUUGCCAUCAGAUCUGCUGAGCGGAUCAUCUACACAUUUUCCGAAUCUCUUGCUGACACUGUUGCAGCAGAGCUGGCCGAGAAUCGCUCCGAAUUCUUCAUGGUGAACAACAGCUCGAAUAAUAUCCUUCCCACAGACCAUCUCCGCAGCUACCUGGUCAACUUAAGUGUUUGGUUUCGGCCGUACAAAGUCGAGUGCGUUAACAUUCCUAGUACAAACCAGUCAGACACCUGUAGUUACAGUGUGUUCAAUGAGUCAGUCCCGUUCAAGGAUGGCCUGUACGAGUUUGCCCUGUCUCCACACAAUUCUACACUACUUAGUAUACCUGUUCUAUACACAGUUUAUCCAAGACCAACUACCACUGUACCUCGGAUGACCAGCAUGCCAGGUAACAAUGCUUCUUCGUCGUCAGACGGUAAGCCAUCACCGAGCAGUGAAGGAUCACAACCAUCUAUGAUCAGUUCCUCGCCAAGCGGAACUGAUGUUGCCCCACCGGCGAAAGCCAGCAUGGUUGGUCUGUAUAUUGGCGUUGGCGUUGCAGUACUAUUGGCCGCACUCGUUCUCAUAGUCUGCCUGAUGGUGGUGGUACAUCAUAACAAGGAUGGAGUUAGUCUCCAGCAUCAGAGAUCAGGAGCUCUGGAAGCUGCAGGUGAGAGGUCAGCAAACAACAGACCUACAUCUGGCACCGGGAUGCGUUACCAGUCUGUCAAGCAUGGUUCUAGUUCAUCGGUUACAGCCACCAACUCCACUCAGGAAUCUACUGCAGCCGCUAGCAGUGCUCAGCCAUCAGCACUGCAUACAUCCCAGGGUCACAACUACGACAAUAUAGAGCUCACAGCACACCCUACCAGCACUGUGCCAUCAUCUACGGGUGCCAUGGCAACUCCACCUGGCUCUGGCAAUGAGGAGCUGUCUCUUCAUCGCCCCAACAGGAUCCCAGAUGCCGCUGUUGAACGUGCAGCCGACAAUGAUUAUAUGGCUCCACAUGACCUCUGUCUUGCCAACGAUGCUGGAGAGGAUGAUUUGAUGACCGCUGCUGCAACCACCAGCAUGGUCAGCACACCCAACACCAACCUGGCCGCCACUCCCAAGUCAACCACUGUCACCGCCGCUUACAAAUCCGCCACCACUCCAAUCACUGACGCGAGUGUGUCAUCGGCUGGAACAAGUGCAACCACUCCUGUGUUCCAGUCGGAGGAAGAAGCUCGAGCAGCAUCGCUACCAGCAGCCGUCGCAGGGCCAGUGUAUACGGAAGUCUUUCUGACCAAAAAGUUGACUCAGGCUGAAUGUGAUGUUGAACCAAAACGAGUCUUAGCCAACCCCACUGCUGAAAGUGUUGGACUAGCCUCGGAUCAAGACUCCUAUGACAGUUCUAUACGUGGCAGUAAGCCGCCUCGAACAGACUACACACCUGUAAUUGUGUACAGCAAGAAGACCCAGAACUUCUGUCGAGGCAGUGUAGAAGAGUGACCAGUGGAAUUGUCGGAAACCUUUGCCUUUCCAUCAGGCUGGACUUCAGUGCAUUUCGUUGCUAGGAGAGAGCAAGUGAAUACGAUUGCUUUUCACAUCUCCACUUCGAAUCCAUUCGCCAUGCUCAACAUCCCCACUUCGAAUCCAUUCGCCAUGCUCAACAUCUCCACUUCGAAUCCAUUCGCCAUGGUCAUCACUGCAUGACGCACAGCCACAUGUUUCUCUCCUUGCAACAUUGAAGUUAUCAUGUAAGCGUUUCCCCUCACAUAUCAUUUUCGUCUUCAUUUUCCCCUCGCAUGUCAUUAUCGUCUUCGUUUCCCCUCGCAUGUCAUUCUCGUCUUCAUUUUCCCCUCGCAUGUCAUUCUCGACUUUGUUUUCCCCUUGCGUGUCAUUCUCGUCUUCCUCUUCUCCGACUGUUCUUGGUCACGGCCAUUGCAGCAUCAUGUGCAUUCGUAUUCUGCUGCAUGACUGCAUGUACUCGCCUUCUUUGCCCCACUUCUCCUCUUUCCUUCACUUGAACCAUCAGUUUUGUUUUCAGUUUUCCUGUUCUGAUUUCCGACAUCCUUGCUGUUGUUUUUUAGCCGACCUGCAUGUGUGAUAUCCGGUGUGUGUGUGUGUCAUUCUCGUCUUCCUCUCCUCCGAUUGUUCUUGGUCAUGGCCAUUGCAGCGUCAUGUGCAUUCGUAUUCUGCUGCGUGACUGCAUGUACUCGCCUUCUUUGCCCCACUUCUCCAUCACUUGAGCAAUAAUUUUUGUUUUCAGUUUUCCUGUUUUGAUUUCCGACAUCCAUUUUGUUGUUUUUUAGCCGACCCGGAUGUGUCAUAUCCGGCGUGUUUGUGUACUGCAACUUGUAGCACGCCAUCUCUCUUCCCUUACUGGUGGCACACCAUCUGGCAUUUCUCUUCCCUUGCUAGUGGCAUCAUCGUACUAUAACUUGAUUGGCAAUUCUCUCAGCAGUAUAUCAAAUCUUCGGGACUCAGCAGGGUGCCAAUAUGUAGCAGCUCAGUUGCUUGCAAUGCAUGCAUGCAAUCAACACCUUUUCAAUACACCCAUUCAUACUCUUCAUUCAUUUUUCCUGGUGUUCUGGACGUCAAGCACCUCUCUUUAAAAUGCCUUUUCACAUGGUGCUUGCUGACAAUACAUUCAAUUUGCAAUUUGUUUUCGUUUUUAAGUGUCGGCAGCAGCUGAGGCAAAAGUGUAUUAGGUUUUGAAAUUCAUCAAUUUUUCACCAGUGUGUUUAUGUUAGGCCGGCAAUUCUGUGAAUUUGAUGUUCAGAAUUUGAAAACAACUCUUACACGUGUUCACGCUAUAUCCACAGUAAUGCUUUUGAACAACUUUACCAUCCUAUUUAAAAUGAAUUUUUUAUCACCAUCUUUCUAUUUCUGACCGACUUACGCUAGCGCAGGCCGAUCAA
Molecule: messenger RNA, 3472 nt
Organism: Sycon ciliatum
Lineage: Eukaryota; Metazoa; Porifera; Calcarea; Leucosolenida; Sycettidae
Exons: 13
Coding region: 54-2060 (668 amino acids)
Source: RefSeq, a predicted model, not a curated record